AUGGACCAAACCUCCGAGCCUAAUGCCGCCGCCAUGCACAAUGCCCAGCGUCGCCGCGGCUCCGUGGGCACCUCCCAGCUCUUCGAUAACAUCGUGUCCACCUCCAACUUUAACCGAGACGAAGUGGAUCGUCUGCGGAAACGUUUCAUGAAGCUUGAUAAGGAUGCCUCCGGCACUAUCGACCGAGACGAGUUCCUCUCCCUGCCGCAGAUCUCUUCCAACCCGCUAGCCACCAGAAUGAUUGCCAUCUUCGACGAGGAUGGUGGGGGUGACGUCGAUUUCCAGGAGUUCGUCACUGGUCUGUCGGCCUUUAGCUCCAAGGGUAACAAGCUGGAGAAGUUGCGCUUCGCCUUCCGUGUUUACGAUAUCGACCGCGACGGAUAUAUCUCCAACGGCGAGCUCUUCAUCGUGCUCAAGAUGAUGGUCGGUAACAAUCUGAAGGACAUUCAGCUGCAGCAGAUCGUCGACAAGACCAUCAUGGAAGCCGACCAGGAUGGCGACGGCAAGAUCAGCUUUGAAGAGUUUACUCAUAUGGUGGAGAGCACAGAUGUGAACUUGAGCAUGACUCUGAACCAAAUAUAA
Penicillium atrosanguineum is the source of this 582-nucleotide messenger RNA. It is a transcript of the gene cnaB, whose product is annotated as calcineurin regulatory subunit B. The transcript has 5 exons. Gene Ontology annotation, molecular function: calcium-dependent protein serine/threonine phosphatase regulator activity; calcium ion binding. NCBI's taxonomy places the organism in Eukaryota, Fungi, Ascomycota, Eurotiomycetes, Eurotiales, Aspergillaceae. The record is from RefSeq and is a predicted model, not a curated record. Bases 1 to 582 code for a protein of 193 amino acids.